CCACCCUGUACUAGGAACUUCCAAACUUGGACUUGAACUUCCUCCUCCCCGCCUCCAGCAGCGCAGCACCCAGAGCCUCGUCCUCAUGGCCUGCCCGAGCCCCUCGCAGCUCCAGAAGUUUCAGGAGGAUGGAUUCCUGGUACUGGAAGGAUUUUUAUCUGCAGAUGAGUGUGUCACCAUGCAACAGAGGAUUGGCGAGCUAGUGGCUGACAUGGAUGUCCCUGUCCACUGCCGCAUAGAAUUUUCCACCCGGGAAGAUGAGCAGCUGAGACCCAAAGGCGAGAGCAGCAAAGACUAUUUCUUGAACAGUGGUGACAAGAUUCGAUUCUUCUUUGAGAAAGAUGUUUUCGACGAGAAAGGAAAUUUCCUGUUCCCUCCGGAGAAGUCCGUCAAUAAAAUUGGCCACGCUCUGCACGCCUAUGACCCUGUCUUCAGGAGUGUCACACACUCCCCCAAGGUGCAGGCCUUGGCCAGAAGUCUGGGCUUCCAGGUGCCCGUGAUCGUGCAGAGUAUGUACAUCUUCAAGCAACCUCACUUCGGUGGCGAAGUCCUCCCUCACCAGGACUCCACCUUCCUGCACACGGAGCCCCUGGGCCGGCUGCUGGGGCUAUGGAUAGCUCUGGAGGAUGCCACUCUGGAGAAUGGCUGUCUCUGGUUCAUCCCUGGCUCCCAUACUGGUGGGUUGUCGAGAAGGCUGGUCCGGACCUAUGCUGGCUCGAAGCUUGACAUCACCUUCCUCGGAUCAGAGCCUGUCCGGGAUGCCAGCCUCUUUGUGCCCACCCCAGUGCGGAGAGGGGACCUCGUCCUAAUCCAUGGGGAAGUGGUGCACAAGAGCGAGCAGAAGCUCUCCGAGCGCUCACGCCACGCCUACACUUUCCACCUCAUGGAGAGCGUGGACACCGUCUGGAGCCCGGAUAACUGGCUCCAGCCAACAGCUGAGCUGCCCUUUGUCCCACUGUACAAAUGAACGCCCUCCCGGGCCGGGCCUGGCCGCUCCGGGGGGAGCUGCGGGCCGCACGCAUCAGCGCCUCGCCCGGCUGCCCAGCUGCAAAGGGGAAGUCAAAUCUCUCCCCCUGCACUGUCUCCCUGCCAGGGUCUGUGCCCCUUAGCCCUGCAGACAGGAGCCCCGGAGCCCUGGACGGAUGGCUUUCCAGAGACCUCUGUCUCUCUGCCUCUCCCGUGUUCCACCCCAAGCUCCCCCUGGAGUCAGCCUCUCACCAUGAAAGCGUUCUGGCUACUUCUCUGCUGGCUUCCCACUGUUCUCUCCUCUCAGAUGCAAUUCUGAUUAUUACGGUGCAAGAUAUGCAAUAAAAGCAACUUCUGAAUGCA
Messenger RNA from Ailuropoda melanoleuca (giant panda), 1329 nucleotides. RefSeq names its product phytanoyl-CoA dioxygenase domain containing 1 (gene PHYHD1). Lineage: Eukaryota; Metazoa; Chordata; Mammalia; Carnivora; Ursidae. The transcript is spliced from 11 exons. Bases 86 to 967 code for a protein of 293 amino acids. The record is from RefSeq and is a predicted model, not a curated record.